GUUCACGAUUCCUUUGGUUCCCGGUGCUGUGAGUGGAAGGACCGAAAGGGGCCGGGCCCACAGAGGAAAGAAAUGGCGAGUAUCGUCACCGAGGACGGGUGUGGAGUGGCAGCGGAGACCCCACAGCCGCAGGGUCCGGGUCGGGGCGCGGUCCGAUGGGGCUCACAGCACGCCGGUGCCCGUGAACUGGCUAGUCUGUACUCGCCAGGCAAAAGAUGUCAAGAAUGGAUCAGCGUCAUCCUCUGCUUCUCUCUCAUGGCCUUCAACUUAAUUCACCUUCUUACCAAUUUCCAUCUGGGACACAUGUGGUACAUACAGCUGGGCAUCGUGGCAGGAAUACUCACCGCUGACUUCGCGUCGGGACUCGUACACUGGGGGGCCGACACAUGGGGAUCAGUGGAUCUGCCCAUCUUUGGAAAGGCGUUUAUUCGCCCGUUCAGAGAGCACCACAUCGACCCCACAGCCAUCACCCGUCACGACUUCAUCGAGACAAACGGUGACAACUGCAUGCUGACCAUCGUCCCUCUUGCAAACAUGGCCUUCAACUUUCUCAUGCUGUCCCCCGCGGACAUUUACCACAUCUACCCGUGGUACUGCUACUUGUACGCGCUGGCCAUCUUUGUGACGCUCACCAACCAGAUCCACAAGUGGUCGCACACGUACUUUGGCCUUCCUCGCUGGGUGGUGUUCCUGCAGGACUGCCACGUCAUCCUUCCUCGCAAGCACCACCGCAUCCAUCACGUCUCCCCUCAUGAGACGUAUUUCUGCAUCACCACAGGUUGGUUAAACUAUCCUCUGGAGAGGCUCGGUUUCUGGAGAACCUUGGAGGAUCUCAUCCAGGGCGUGACGGGAGAGAAACCCAGAGCAGACGACUUAAAAUGGGCUAAGAAAUGAAAUAACUCUGAAGGCUAACUGCAUCCUACCUCAGCAACCCCUGGCUCUGCCCAGGCUUCACGUUGUGUUUUCUUGCCUCACUUAAAAACUGCAGUUCACAAGAUGAACGGCUAACCGUUUCUGAUGCCAUAGCUUUAAGUCUUGCACAUUUUUGCGAGGGCUCUGUUUCUGGGAUUUUAUUUUAUAGCUUUUCUACACUGAUACAUUAUCUAAACUGCAAUAUGUUAUAAGCUUUUUAUUUCUAACACAGGUCAUCAUUUUUUUAAUGGUUUUUGCAAAUAAUGUAUCACUUUCCAAAGGAGGUGAGACUAUUACUCUGAUCUGAACCAGCGCUUUGGAGAAUGAUCACACACUUGAUCAGGAGAGCUUGUAUUCACACUUUUACUCGUCACCGCUUUAUUUUCUGUUGAAUGAAGAAGCUCUAAAGAAUCGAAUUUGAUAUGAACGUCCUAGAAUCAGUCAGUUACAUAGGAUCUCUCUGGAGGCGAUACCAUUGUUGAUAGCUUGUGAUCAGAUUUCAAGUAGCUGUUACAUUUGCUCUCUACUUGCACAUUUGGGUUUGCACACUUUUUGAUAGUUUUAUAGGAUAAGUGGAAACGAAGUGAGGCACAAAUAUGUUUUUUGUUUAUUUUUUUUGUCAAGAAUUACGAAAUUCCUAUCUUUCCUUCUAAAAACAGCCAUAUUUACUAGUAGUUUAAUAAAUGGAUGAAUCUGUUACAGAGGGAGAACCAGUGAGCUACUAAAUAAUCAAAAUACAAAGUCAAAAUCAAAGUCUGAAACUGACAGCUGCUCUCUCACUUCCUUAUUGAUAGCUUUGCCUGUUAAAGUUACUUUAUACACCCAGUUUUAAUAGUUGCACUUACAUUAUUGAUGUCUUAACUGGAUUACUUCAAAUCUAAGGACUGCGGGAUUUCUUUUGCUUUAUUUUUUUCCACUUUCAAGGUGAACCAGAGCAAAAUGUCUCUGGCUGACAAAGGGGACAUCAGAAAUAUUACACACAGACUUCAGUCUGUAGAAGUAAAGAUUCAUGCUCUGGAGAGGAAUACCAAGAACAACCCUGGUUCAGCUCAAUGAAUAACUCAAAACAAUGACCAGCUCAGUGUUACACAAAGACUUCAGUCAGUAGAAAUGAAGAUUCAGCGGCUGGACUGGAAAUGAAGCAACUCUUCUUCAAAACAAACGGAGAGUUUCUCACAAACCUCACCCAGAAACUCUUUGGGAGCUAAACUGAAAACAUAAAUUCUCACACUUCGAAUCAGAUGAGAAUAUUAAUCAGCGUGAUCAGCUUUGAGCUGAAAUAUUCCCCCAUCAUCAACACUUUAACACCGACUGCACCAAAGAAAAAUAAACAUCACCUUCAAACACCAACACGAGCUGUGAGGCAAGACAAACGCAUUCAGCCCCCAAAGUGAACACCAAGAAAUCUCAAUAUGUGCCAAAAUUGCAUAUUGCCAGAGAUGAUCAAUGAAUGCAUUUGGUCAUUUUUCCAAUAGUAAAAGAAUGAAAAUACUCGUUCCCCACAGAUAGUGUCUGAUAUAACAUAGAAAAUACUCUCUCUGAUCUGGACAAACAAAAGUCUUUACCAUUCUUCUGAACGCUAUUGGGAAACUAAAACUGGAGUCGUUUCUCAGUGGUCCCAUACCAUCAGCUCGAUGGGGGGAUUUGAAAUACUCCAGAUUGCUCAUGAUAAACAGAUGGCUGCUAAACGCUCGUUCUGACCUUCAUUGACAACCACAGGAUAUUCUGAGACCGUUGUCAUCUCUUCGGACGAGGCAGACGAUGUCUUAAUAAAUAUGGGACAAAGCUACUCACUGCAAACCUCUUUCAUUUUAUCAACAAUGUGAUCACCGCUUCAGAAGAACGGGCUCAUGGACGUUUGAUAAGGAUGCAACCCGCUGCAUAUCAGGAACAACUGGAGACGGAACGACUCCUUCAUUAACGACCCAACACACGUGUUAAGUAAUGUCUUCUCCUGGACCUGAGAUUAUUAAAUUCACGGAUAAAAGUUCUCAAAAAUACAACUUUUCUUAAUGCUCACAAAGCAGACUUUACUUCAUCAAAAGUAAAUCUCCGAUUUUCCAGAGACAAGCCCGUUACAAUAACAACUUUUACUGGACGAUAAAUUGUCCCAGACGUUAUUGCGAUAGAAGAUAAUAUUGUUGUUUUGAGACCAUUUUGAAGUAAUAUAAUGGUAAUGCAAGAAUACAUCCUCAAAGAUCAAUAAACUUUAAUUUCUAUUGAACAUUUAACACUGGACCUGGAGGACAUUUUGAAUAUCCAAAAUAAGAAAAAUAAAAUAAAUUACAAAGUCUCUCCGUAAACAAAAUUGUCCUUCAAAGAAACAGGCUAGUUGAGACAAAAACACCAGACUGGAGUCUUUUAUCAGAGAAAGGAGAAAUGAGCUUGUUUUAAUUUAUCAUGCAAUUAAUUGAUUUAUUGCUUAUUGCGACAGGCCUACCCAGAGCAGCUGUCAUUUUGUGAGAUCGGGUUCGCUUUACACCCGUCCUCCUCUAGAACGCAUCUGGCUUCCCGGCAGUACAAAACAGGGCAGUACUGUCCGGAUCACCAGAAGAAAACUUGAAAAAACAAACAAAAAAACCCCAACAGAAAUACUAAAAUCAAACCUCAUGAACUUUCUGCCACCAAGUCACUUAAACAGGCUCUGCUAAAUAUAAGGUAAUUAAAAGGACUAUUAGUUACUGACUACAUCACUGAGCAUAAUGUUGAUUUCAAGCGUAGUAAGAUAGUUGCACCAGAAACUAGACCAAAAAUAUAAGAUUUUGUGGUUUUGCAGUGCAGUUUUAAGGAUGUCUUGUGCUUCUUAUAAAUCCGUAAGAUAUAGGAUAAUGACUAUUGGUUAUUGAUAGAAAAGGCUUAAAGAGACUCAUUCAUUGGUAAUAAAGACUCGUAUGACAGAGAACUUUGAACUGAGGAUUUGUGGUGAGCUGAACGGGAACCCAAACCACUUUCUCUCUUGGCUUUAGGUGCUUUUGUUAUCGAUUUAUUGCGCAUAAAUGUUCUCUCCAAGUGCUCUCAGGAUUGUUGUUAGAGCCAUUUAAAUACUUUAGUGGGGUUUUCUUGUGUGGGUAAAAACAACCACUCCAUUACAAGAGUUAAGGAUAUCAUUUGAAAUAUUAAAACAAAUUUGAGUUGAGACAGAUUUUGUUGGGUAAAGCAGGCAGUUGACUGACGCAUUCCUGGUUGUUUUGUGGCCGUGAAUCAAUACAAAUAUCUUCUGUCUGUUUGUUAUGAAGGUAUAAUUAGUUUUCGUUUCCAUUUCGGAGGACUGAACGAUCAGAAAUGGAUCAGAGGUGUAUUUACACACCAUAUAAAGAUGAUAUAACCUUGAUUUCUGGAAGUUAAUGAGCUAGUCAUAAUGAGUCCUAGGUUUUUCAAAUUAAUUGCCUUAUGCUUUCCUUAAGGAUUUACAGUAAAUGUUGCCACCGUUGUUGGAGAAAACGGUCUGAGUGACUUUAUUUUGCCUGUCAUAUGACUCAUUUCUCUCUGAGUUGGAACCCACAUGGAUGUCGGUGUUGGUCGGAUGCCCUUGGAGAUAAAGCUUAGAUAUCAGAAUAAUGCCUUGAUGCCUUUUUGUUGUCUUCCUUAUGGGAGGCUUAUAAUGUACAUAUUAACCUGUAUUUAUAAAUAAACUAACAAACACCAA
Messenger RNA from Xiphophorus couchianus (Monterrey platyfish), 4558 nucleotides. It is a transcript of the gene peds1b, whose product is annotated as plasmanylethanolamine desaturase 1. The coding region runs from base 73 to 894 and encodes 273 amino acids. Gene Ontology annotation, molecular function: oxidoreductase activity. The transcript has 6 exons. Lineage: Eukaryota; Metazoa; Chordata; Actinopteri; Cyprinodontiformes; Poeciliidae. The record is from RefSeq and is a predicted model, not a curated record.